AUGUUUCGCAUUUCUAGAGGUUUACCAUUGAAAGCUAUUCAAAGGGCAAGCACAAGAUCAUUCAUUUCAACUUCAUAUAGAUCACCAUUGAUUAAAGCCACAUUCAAACCAACUUCAAAUCUAAUAUCUAAAAGAUUCACAUCAAGUGACACAGAUGCUUUGAAUGAAGGUAUCACAGACCUUGAUAUUAACACAUAUCAUAGAAUUAGUGAAGAUUAUUUAGAAACAUUGACUGAUUCUUUAGAAGCAUUAAGUGAAGAAAACCCAAAAAUUGAUGCUGAAUAUUCACAUGGUGUGCUAUCUUUAGUUUUACCACCAAAUGGUACAUAUGUUAUCAAUAAACAACCACCAAAUAAACAAAUAUGGUUAAGUAGUCCAGUAUCUGGACCAGAUAGAACAAAACAUAAAUUAGGUCUACUCUUAAAAGAAGAAGUUGCUUUAGCUUUAGAUCAACCAAUUGAAGAAAUUGAUCUUGGUGGGUUAGAUGAAGAGUGA
This is a messenger RNA of Hansenula ciferrii, 495 nucleotides long. RefSeq names its product ferroxidase (gene YFH1). The transcript is spliced from 3 exons. The record is from RefSeq and is a predicted model, not a curated record. Lineage: Eukaryota; Fungi; Ascomycota; Saccharomycetes; Phaffomycetales; Wickerhamomycetaceae. Bases 1 to 495 code for a protein of 164 amino acids. Gene Ontology annotation, biological process: intracellular iron ion homeostasis; iron incorporation into metallo-sulfur cluster. Gene Ontology annotation, cellular component: mitochondrion. Gene Ontology annotation, molecular function: ferric iron binding; iron chaperone activity; ferroxidase activity.